Messenger RNA from Scutellospora calospora, 858 nucleotides. The record is from the annotation of a GenBank genome assembly. Lineage: Eukaryota; Fungi; Glomeromycota; Glomeromycetes; Diversisporales; Gigasporaceae.
AUGGGAAUUACUCUCUCUAAAUCUCGAGGAAACAAAGGUUUCGAUUCCAAUUCUCAAUAUAUUUUCUCAAUUACCGGUAAAGCUAAAAAAUAUGACCGUGAGCAAGAAAUUGUUGCGUUACGACAUAAUAUUUUGAGGGAAAUCUUUAAAGCAAAUUUCUUAUCUCCUAUUAAGAAUGAGUUAAAAUCUGGUGGAAUGAGAGUGUUAGAUGUCGGCUGUGGUUUUGGAAUAUGGCUUUUUGAAAUGUCUUCCGACUUUCCAAAUAACUAUUAUGUUGGGGUGGACUUAACGCCCCAACUUUUUACUAAGAAUAAACCUAGCAAUGUGGAGUUUGUUACGGCAAAUAUUUAUGACGGUCUUCCAUUUUGUGACGGUUCAUUCGACUUCGUCUUCCUCCGAAAUAUGGUUUAUGACUUACAGGAAAACAAAUGGCCUGUUUUAAUUAGUGAAUGUGCUCGAGUUGUAAAACCUGGAGGUUAUUUUGAGAUAACUGAAGCGGCACUAGAUUUAAUUAGUAGCGGUCCUUUAUUGAAUCAAGUGGUAACAAAAUUUUUUAAUUACCUUAACACAAAAAAUGUAAAUCCGGCUAUCGUUAAUAGAAUGGAAGAAUUUAUGAAAGAUACCAAUAAGUUUAAAAGUAUUAAUCAUGAUGAAAAACCAUUUGUUCUUGGAUCCUGGAGUAAUCAUCUGAAUUACGCGUUUGAAUCAUAUACUGACUAUGCAUUUCGCUCAGUUUUAAAAUUUUCUGUAAAAAAAGAAGAUUUUGAUGAAAUGUUAAGAAAACUUCUUAAAGAAGCUAAUGCAUAUAGAACUCGUACAACUAUGCAUAAAUUUGUUUCACAAAAGAUUGAAGCCUGA